AUGACAGCGAAAGCAAAAGCUGCUGGUGCGCCACCUCCUCGCUUCCCAUCUGAAGUUGAAACAGUGGAACCGCAUGUCUUGGUCAAAAUGGUAGAAAAAAACAACNUAGAAGUCUUUGGCUUCCUCGUCUUUCGCACGUACUUUGGCGAUGAGAAGCUUUGGGACGAGUUUCGCGAGUUGUGGGAUCCGCUUCUUCAGCACGGGUUCGAUGUGGCACCUGCCUCUCAAGGUCUGGAUCGCAUCCGUGAUAGGCUCUUGAUGAAGAUUGUCGAUGAUGAUAUGACCGAUGGUGCAAAAGCAGAAGACGUUGCUUCAGCCUACAGAUUCUUCACAGAAGACGAAGAUGAAUUGGACGACAAGGAGAAACUCGAGCCGGGGCUGAAGACGAAAAUGUGCUUGUUUGUUGACGAACAGUGUAUGCGGUCUGCAACCACACCAAGCCCAGGCACGCCGCCGUUUGUCAUGGCCGUCGAUGUGGAAUUGGGCUCUGCGACAAACCAAAGACCUGGAGCUGCAUUCAGAGUUGCCAUCAAGGAUUUGGCUACACAUUUCUAUCCCGCGUUGUGGCUGCCUGAUAUAGCGGAUGUUGCAGAUCUUCGUCCUCUGAAAGAAGAUCAUGUCUGGAAUCGCCUGUCCCUCAGUGUGUAUGGAAGCACACAGCAGGAAACGCUACACAGGGCCAUAGGUACAGAGCGUUAA
This is a messenger RNA of Aureobasidium musti, 699 nucleotides long. The record is from the annotation of a GenBank genome assembly. Lineage: Eukaryota; Fungi; Ascomycota; Dothideomycetes; Dothideales; Saccotheciaceae.